AUCUGGAGCAUUGCCCGUUGUGCUUUUAAGGCAGAAACCCCUUUGAGUUGGCGGUUAUCUAUUACAUGGUGAACAUUAUGGCGGGUCGCUGUCUUAUCAUUCUUGCGUCACUAUUUUAUAGUGUCCGUGGACAGGUUAUCUCACGUGGACCGUGUCCAGCUGUUGUGGUACAACCAGACUUCAACGUUGACAAAUAUACUGGUUGGUGGUACGAGAUUGAGAGAUUUCCAGCCUCGUUUGAAACUGGUCUGAAAUGUAACAAUGCAAAGUACUGGCUGAAACAAGAUGGCACUAUUGGGGUAAUCAACAUUGAGACAGACAUCGUGACCGGUGAACAAACCUCGGUUGAAGGCGAUACCUGGGUGCCAGACCCUAACGUGCCGGCUAAGUUGAAAGUGAAAUUCCGAUCAUGGAUGCCGGCAGGUGACUACUGGGUUCUGAGGACUGACUACGACACUUUCUCUGUAGUGUACUCGUGUGACGAUUUCAUGCUCGGAUUCGUCAAAAUGGAAUACGCAUGGAUUCUAGGCCGUGGUCGCACUCUCAAUACUCGCACUCUGACAGACAUCAAGCGAGAUGUACAAGAUCGUGGUAUCGAUAUCAGUAACUUCAUAUUCUCUGACCAGACUGGUUGUGAAGCUUAAGAUAACACGUUGAAUUAUUAACCCUUGGACGUGGUUUAGUCUGCCAUCUUCGCUUAGGAGCUUUGAGUUGUAGAUUUUAGAAUGUUGGAAUAGUUACAUUACAAGAACUGGACAGGGUUUUCUUUGAAGUUUUUGUUUUACUCUUCUGGCAUUUUGAAUGAGAGGAGAAAAUUAAAUUUGGGGAUGGUAUGCUGCCCGGAUAUGAAAAAGAUCGACGCUAUUUUUGGCCGGGAAAAACAACUUUAGGGCAAUAUCGUGUCAUUUUCUGAAAAUGGCCGUUAAAGCAAAACUUGGGAAAGGAUCAAAGUUUGGGUGAGGUGAUUAUAAAAGAAAUAGUAGAAAAAAUGUGUGUUAACGAUUAGUAGUGAAUUGUGAUGAAAUGAUAACCACGUGUCCAGUGAGUGAAUAACCAUUAUAUUACAAAGUUGAAAAUAAAUGUACAUUGUUAUGAAGACUGACUACGA
Molecule: messenger RNA, 1108 nt
Organism: Saccoglossus kowalevskii
Lineage: Eukaryota; Metazoa; Hemichordata; Enteropneusta; Harrimaniidae
Product: apolipoprotein D-like
Biological process (GO): tissue regeneration; lipid metabolic process; brain development
Cellular component (GO): cytoplasm
Molecular function (GO): lipid binding
Source: RefSeq, a predicted model, not a curated record